AUGGGAGGCAUCCAUAUGGUAGAGUCCGAGUCCAGCGCAUGGACUGCGGUCAGCAGUUCGGCCAAGAGGCACCCGCGGUACAACUCGACGGGCGACGUCAAUAACGACGUGGCUGUUAUCUUCCUGCCCGAGGAAGCUCCUCUGAGCGAGUACAUCAAGCUGGUGGCCUUACCUUCUUUUGCUGAGAUCAACGAAACCUUCGUGGGACAAAAUGCUCUGGUUAGUGGCUGGGGAUUGACUGGCGACAAUUCAACCUGUUCUGAGAUUCUAAUGUGGACUGAGCUUGAAGUCGUAUCGUAUAAAACAUGUUUGGGUUACUAUUACCCAGGUGUUAUUCUUAAAAGUACAUUGUGCGCCAACAGCGAGGACUCUGACGUCUGCCAGGGUGACAGCGGCGGGGCUCUUGUUCUCAAGACCGCCACAGGCUACAAGCAGAUCGGUGUCUCGAGCUUUGGGUCACCUGCGGGAUGCCACACACCGACGCCAUCUGCUUUCGCCAGGAGAUAUAUAGCAACAAGAGGUGAGUGGGGUGGAGGUGGUGGAAUGGUGGCUUGUGGAGAUGGUAAAGCUGGCCAGAGUGGCUAUGAAAACUCCGCUGCAAGAUACAACAUAUUUGUGUUGGUUUACAAUGCUAUAGUGCUGCGACGUUCAUGUAUUCGUCCUCUGCAGGUGCGUGGUCUUCAGGUGGUGCUGAUGACGUCGGUAGACCGCGGCAGUGCGUUGUCCGAUUCGCGCAUCGUCGGUGGGGAAUGGGUGAAGCCCGGCGAAAUCCCGUACCAGGCGCUGAUGGUGUCUGACGACUCAACGAUGUGCGGUGCGUCGCUCAUCUCCAAGUCCGCCGUCCUCUCUGCGGCACACUGCGUCAAAGAUUUCGAUACGUUUCAAGUGACGCUGGGGACCAUCAAACGGCUCUUCUUCGACUGGGGGGACAACUUGGAGCAAAUUAACAGCCGCGAGGGUGUAGUCCACCCUUCCUACAGUAGCGUGUCUCUCAAACAUGACGUGGCUGUUGUCCUCCUGAAACCCGAAGUAGCCCUAAGCUCGUACAUCCAAUUAGUGGACCUGCCUUCAUAUUCGAUUGCUAAUGAGACAUUUGUAGAUUAUAAAGCCACUGCUUCUGGUUGGGGCAGAACAGCAGACAUGGAUGAAACUUCGGUAUAUCUGCAGAAGGUAACGCUGGACAUCAUCUCCAAUGAGAAAUGUUGGAAGUACUACGGUAGGAUGUCGGUGACUUCAUCCACUCUAUGCGCCCAAGGAGACAAAAACAGGAGCACAUGUAAAGGAGACAGCGGCGGUCCUCUCACGGUCGACCACGAUGGAGGACGCAUACUCGUCGGCGUGGUCAGCUUCGGAUCCGUUAGGGGUUGCGAACAAGGAAUUCCAGUUGCCUUCUCCCGAGUCACCAGUUAUCUGACGUGGAUCGAAUCAGCAGCCGGUGUGAAGAUCAAUUCGACAGAGUAG
Schistocerca cancellata (South American locust) is the source of this 1461-nucleotide messenger RNA. RefSeq names its product transmembrane protease serine 9-like. Gene Ontology annotation, molecular function: serine-type endopeptidase activity. The transcript is spliced from 10 exons. Bases 1 to 1461 code for a protein of 486 amino acids. NCBI's taxonomy places the organism in Eukaryota, Metazoa, Arthropoda, Insecta, Orthoptera, Acrididae. Gene Ontology annotation, biological process: proteolysis. The record is from RefSeq and is a predicted model, not a curated record.